Messenger RNA from Candidula unifasciata, 2811 nucleotides. Lineage: Eukaryota; Metazoa; Mollusca; Gastropoda; Stylommatophora; Geomitridae. The record is from the annotation of a GenBank genome assembly.
AUGGGAGUCACAAAGCAGUACCUUCGUGUUGCUCCAGGACCAAUUUUUGGAAUCGUAGCAAGCCAGAAGUCCAAUAUUGUCUGCUUUCCAGGCAUCAGGGCCCAGUCAUUCCGGUGUGCAGUUGGAGCCUGUGAAAAUGUUUACAUAUGGGAUCUCACUUUAAAAGAAAAGGUUUUGACGCUCCCAGGAGAGAAGCAUGAAGUGACUGCUAUCGCAAGAAGUCCCAAAACAAAUUUCAUGGCUGUUGGUUAUGCAGACGGAAGCAUCAAGUUAUUUGACUUGGAAACCUGCCAGUCUGAUGUGACUUUUCAAGGUCAUAAGUCAGCUAUAACUUGCCUGGCUUAUGAUGCUUCUGGUCUUAGACUGGUUUCUGGGUCCAAGGACACAGAUGUAAUAUUAUGGGAUGUUGUGAGUGAGUCUGGUGUGUUUCGGCUGAAGGGUCAUAAAAAGGAAAUCACACAGGUGACUUUCUUAAACCAGAAGGAUGUCAUUGUUACCAGUUCCAAAGAUACAUACAUCAAGUUCUGGGAUUUAGGGACACAGCAUUGCUUUUACACUGUUGUCGGGCACAGGUCGGAGGUGUAUGGUUUUUUACUGCUGCGGAAUGAGACCAGACUUGUGUCUGGGUCAGCAGACAGUGAGUUGCGUGUCUGGGACAUUCACUAUCUUGAAGAUGAAGUUGAGACAGCAACAGAGGAACUGCCAGCCAAGCGACGAAAGCUGGAAACAGAUAAAGACAUCAGUGAUGUCAAUCUUGGUGAGAGUGAUGAUGAAAAAGACGAGGAAGAAAAGGCAGCAGAUGAAGCCAUGCGAAUUUUAACCUGCAAAAAGGUUGGUUCAGUGAUGAGGCAAGGCAGAGACAGAUUGGUUACUCUAUGCACAGACCCCGACCAGAGGCUUUUGCUGUGUCACGGUACAGAUAAACAUCUUGAAGUCUUUCAGCUUCCUUCAUCAGAUGAUCUCAACAAGUUGAAAGCCAAACGAAUUAAAAAGCUGAGAAAAAAGCAUUUAGAUUCUGGACAGGAUGUCGACACUGCCAGUGUACAGCUGAAGCUAGAAGAUGAAAUCAAGUUCAUGGAGAGGUUCAAAUUCUCUGCCAAGUUGUGGUCCUUGCAUUGCUGUCUGGAUUCUGCCAAACAGCUGCGGUUUUGUGCUCUGCUGUCAGACAACAAAAUUGAGACUGGCCUACUCACCCUGGACAAGCAGAAGUGUACCCUAGGACCUGUAAUAUGUUUAUCCCAGGCUGGACACAGGACAGAUGUCCGGACAUUGAGUUUCAGCUCAGAUAAUACAACAAUAUUGUCUGCAAGCUCAGAGGAGGUCAAGUUGUGGAACAGGGAUUCCCUGCAAUGUGUCCAGACAUUUGCUUGUGACUACGCUCUCUGCUCCAUGUUUGUGAGUGGGGAUAGACACGCUCUUAUUGGAACUAAGUCUGGGAAGAUUCAGCUGUUUGAUCUGAACCAGGGACUGCUACUGCAAUCCUUCGAGGGCCACAGUGGAGCUGUGUGGUCAGUGGCCCCAAUGCCCGAUAAACGAGGUUUUAUCUCUGGUGGAGCAGACCAUGAUGUCAAGUUUUGGAAUUAUGAACUGUCCACAGACAAGAACCGGGAGACUAAACAAAAAGUUCUCACAUUGGAACACACUAGAACUUUGAAAAUGGACGAGGAUGUAUUGUGCGUCAAGUUCACGCCUGACCACAGACUGCUGGCAGUUUCUCUCCUGGACAACACGGUUAAAGUCUUUUUUGUUGAUACUCUAAAGUUUUUCCUGUCCUUGUAUGGCCAUAAACUGCCAGUCACCUGCAUGGACAUCUCAUCUGACAGCAGCUUGAUUGUCACCGGCUCCGCUGACAGAAAUAUCAAAAUCUGGGGUCUGGAUUUUGGUGAUUGCCACAAGUCCAUCUUUGCCCAUGAUGAAAGUGUGACAUGCAUUGAGUUUGUGCCCAAGACGCAUUUGUUCUUCUCCGGAGGCAAAGACAGAAAAAUCAAGCAGUGGGAUGCAGACAACUUUGAAAACAUCAUCACAUUGGAGGGGCAUCACGGGGAGGUUCGAACCCUGUCUGUUAGCCCUACUGGUGGCACAGUGGUCAGUGCUGCCCACGACAAGUCACUGCGCCUGUGGGAGAAGACAGAGGAGCCAUUGGUGCUGGAGGAGGAGAAGGAGGUGGAGAGAGAGAAAGAGGAGAUGGAGUCACUUUUGAAAGAAGGAGAGGAAAUUGUGCCUGGAGAAACUUCAGAGGAAGUGAAAAUGGCCGGAAAGAAAAACAUUGAAACAGUCAAGGGGACUGAGCGCAUCAUGGAGGCCCUAGAGAUUUAUGAAAGUGAGGUGGAGAAACUGAAGCUUUCCAAGAGUAGCCAGGGAGCAUCCUACACACCUCAUCCUAUGAUGGCCGCAUACAAGAGUGCAACACCAACUGAUUUCGUUUUAGAGACUCUUCGGAAGAUCAGAGCUAGUGAACUCAGUGGAGCUUUGUUGUCUCUGCCCUUCUCAUACGUGACGCAGCUGCUACCCGUGCUGGAUGCCUGUUUGUCUCAUCGCAGAGAGACUGAGCUUGUCUCCAAGUGUCUCAAUUUCCUCCUCAAGAUCCACCAUGGGGAAAUCACCUCCAACCAUGUCCAUCUGCCUGUAAUUGAGAAACUGAAGGACCAUUCUACAACAGCAGUUGAACAUCACAGGGACAUCACCGCCUUCAACAUGGCAGGACUGACCUUUCUGAGGAAGCUUGUGGAGGAGAACAACAGUGUGGUCAUGUUUGCAGACGCCACCAGUAAACGCAAGAAGAAGAAAAGAGCCAUGCUUGCUGUCAAAUAA